Fusarium keratoplasticum is the source of this 1545-nucleotide messenger RNA. RefSeq lists its product as uncharacterized. Gene Ontology annotation, molecular function: oxidoreductase activity, acting on paired donors, with incorporation or reduction of molecular oxygen; iron ion binding; heme binding. The coding region runs from base 1 to 1545 and encodes 514 amino acids. The transcript has 4 exons. NCBI's taxonomy places the organism in Eukaryota, Fungi, Ascomycota, Sordariomycetes, Hypocreales, Nectriaceae. The record is from RefSeq and is a predicted model, not a curated record.
AUGGCGUUGCAAAUUGUUCUCGACUACCUUCUCGCUUUCCCGAAUAAUUUGGUCGUUCUCCUCAGCUUGGCCAUUUUAUAUUGGGUUGGCUACUCCAUAUACUCCGUCUUUUUCCAUCAUUACUCCGACAUCCCAGGUCCGUUCUGGGCAAAGGUGUCGAGAUUAUGGCUGGCCAAGCAGGUCCUGUCUGGAACGGUUGACCAGACCCAACGAGAGUUGCAUGAGAAAUACGGCUCAAUCGUUCGAAUCGCUCCCAACGAGGUCAGCAUCUCGGACCCCGACGCCAUCAAGACCAUCUACGCCGUCAAGAAUGCCUUUUCCAAGACCGACUUUUACACGCCAUUCGCACCCCACCUCUCGCCAAACGAGGAUCUCUUCACUCAAAGGGAUGAAAAACACCAUUCAUACAGACGCCGCUUCGUGAACAACAUCUACUCCCUCAAGAGUGUCCUCGAGUCGGAACCAUUCAUCGACCAGGUCACCGCCGUCUUCAGGACGCGACUAGAUGAGUUUGCCGUGUCCGGACAGAUUAUCGACAUUGGUCUAUGGCUUCAGAUGUAUGCAUUUGACGUCGUCGGAGAGCUCUUCUACGGGAAGCAGUUUGGCUUCCUCAAGAACAGUCACGAUUACGAGAACUACAUCGACUCAUUGGACGCGCUGCUUCCGGCCUUGUCGACCAUCUGUGUGCUUCCCGCGUACGUCCGGCCUCUACAGGUCUUUGGUUCUCUCGUACCGCAGAUCAGAAAGGGAAAGAGAUGCUAUGACAAAAUUGUUCUCGCUGCAAAGCAAGUUGUGAAGGAGCGACAGCAGCUCAUGAUGACUGACAAGGUCCAAAGGACUGACAUUCUCGACAAACUGUUCCAACUAUCCGCUGACAAAGAGGACUUCUCCAUCCCCGAUAUUGAGACCGAAGCUUGGGUUUCCAUCUUUGCAGGCUCCGACACGACCUCGAUUGCGACACGAUCUAUCCUCUAUCACUUGCUGAUGACCCCCGACGUACUUGCAAAGCUCAUCAACGAAGUUGACAAUGCUGUUGCAGACGGUACUCUCAGCGAUCCCAUCAAGCAUUCCGAGGCCGUCAAGCUCCCCUACCUGUCAGCUUGCUGCAAGGAGGGCUUCAGGGUUCAUCCAAGUGUCGGAAUGUCCAUGCCUCGACAUGUUUCUGAGCCUGGAGCUACCAUCUGUGGCCGAUACUUUGCGCCAGGGUAUCGCGUAGGCAUGAGUGCUGCGGUUGUUCAUUGGGACAAGAGCAUCUUUGGCCAAGAUGCUGACGUGUAUAACCCGGAUCGAUGGCUGCGACCUGAAGGAAAGGACAUGGAGCGCCAUCUUUUGCACUUUGGAGCCGGCACUCGAACAUGCAUUGGUAAAAAUAUUGCUCUGGCGGAGAUUUACAAGUUAAUCCCGGAUUUGGUUCGUCGCUACCGAUUUGAGUUGAUCGAACCUGAGAAGGUCGAAAAACACAGCUUUUGGUUCUUCAAGCAGACAGGAUUUAAUAUCAGGGUACAUCGACGAGAGGGCGUGAAGGAGAACCUCAUAGUUCAGUAG